AUGGAUCUUAGAGAGGCAGUCUGUGGUGGUCCAGAUGAUGCACCGAAAAGGAGACCACCUGUUGCAGCCGCGGUGAAGCAAUUUUUGUUGCUGGCUCUUGGUUCGAUGCUCGCCCCAAAGAUGUCACGACUUUGUGAUCUCGAUUAUGCAGAGUACAUGGUUGGAAGGGUGGAGGACAUUGCCACUUUUAAUUGGAGUGGUUUUGUUGCCCGUAAUCUGAAGUUUGAGUUGUGUCGGGUUAAGGAAAACGAAGCUGAAUCUAGGGCGGGUGGGAAACAACAAUGGCCUCUUGGAGAUAUCCACUUCUUAAUGAUCCAUUUGCUAGACUUCCUUAAUGUGAGAGGGUUUGCCACAGAAACCAUCCCGACCUGCAGCUAUUGGUUCGACCCAAGGGUGGAUAAGGUGUGCUCGAAUAUCCCCAAGGUAGCUGAUUGGGAAUCAGGGUCGAGCAGCUCGGCUCCUGCUAUUGAUUGGUGGGCGGAUGUUGACUUGGAAACCCUUGAGGACGAUGAGCUUAAGGCAUUGGAGUCAUUGACCAAAAAAAUGAUGGAUGUAUGGGAAACAAGGAGGGAUAGUAUCUGGAGAGUCGUCAUUAUGCGCCAUCAAGGAAACAAAUGA
Messenger RNA from Linum trigynum, 618 nucleotides. The record is from the annotation of a GenBank genome assembly. Lineage: Eukaryota; Viridiplantae; Streptophyta; Magnoliopsida; Malpighiales; Linaceae.